Molecule: messenger RNA, 828 nt
Organism: Saccostrea cuccullata (small rock oyster)
Lineage: Eukaryota; Metazoa; Mollusca; Bivalvia; Ostreida; Ostreidae
Exons: 5
Coding region: 1-828 (275 amino acids)
Source: RefSeq, a predicted model, not a curated record
AUGGUUACUUUUACAUUACAAGAUUUAAACAGAAUCUAUGGUCCAUUUGUUGUCACCAAAGAUGUUAUUGGGAACAGAUACCUCCUCUCCAUGACAUGCUACACGACGAUUGGAACAUUCCAUGCAGAAACAUCUCAGCAUAUCAGGUGGUGCAUCAGAACAGGGAAAGACAAACACUUUCAAGUCCUUCCUUUGCAAGAAAAACCGAAUGAGGAAAUAUUCAAGACAUCUUUUGGAAUAAAAUUCAAGAGCAGUGUUCUUUAUCAAUUGUCAAAGAGCCUAAGAAAUGUAGAAAUUAUCUGCGAAACUAACUUUUCAAGUGAUUGUGGAUUUGGAUCCGUUCAGGAAAGGGUUUUCCUAAACAAUGACACACACGAUUGCAAUUGGACAAUUAGCUCAAACCGAAGUUCAACGCAAUUUUAUUUGGGAAUUGGUGGAAUGGUUAUAGGAGGUACACUUAUCUUUUUGGCAGUCUUGAUUUUUGUGAAAACCUGGAACAAUGGAGGUAACAAAGAAAUGUAUAAAGAAGACAAUUCUGCCUCCAAUGAAGGUCCCCGAUGUGUAAAUUCAAUAAAACCAAGCUCAAAAGAAUCAGAGAUUCCUAUACAAAAUGUACAUCAGCAACAGUCUCAAGAACAAUUACUUGAAGAAAUGAUGUUGCCAACAGGAGAAAGUUCAGCUGUACUAAACACCGACAGAGUGCAAUGUGAAUCCAUGUACUCACACAUUAAUGCAGAUAUCUACGACUUGGUCAGUUACAGCAAAACUGAAGAUCACAUCUAUCAAAAACAAGAAGUGGUACUUAAGCAGGUAGAAACAAAUGAGUAA